Messenger RNA from Ipomoea nil (Japanese morning glory), 2304 nucleotides. Its product is annotated as tubby-like F-box protein 3. The record is from RefSeq and is a predicted model, not a curated record. Bases 591 to 1799 code for a protein of 402 amino acids. The transcript is spliced from 5 exons. Lineage: Eukaryota; Viridiplantae; Streptophyta; Magnoliopsida; Solanales; Convolvulaceae.
UUGAAGCGAUCAUCUAUCUGGACUGGACACUGCAGCACAGAUCGCGGCGUAAGCCCGACUGACGGAGAAGAAGAUGCUGACGUCACUACUCCGCCACAACCACCACUCGUUAAACGCUACCCCGAAUUCAUCCCAGUGCUUAACCUCAAUCGGAAAUCUAUAUUUCAAGACUGCCCUUUUGAUCUGAACUUUACUCAAUCGCUUCCAACUCCGUUUCGGCGGCUUAUGUAGGAGAUCUGCUCGACUUCACUUUUCUAGCGUCUGCUCUUUACUUUCUUCAUCUGGGAAAGAGCGUUCUAUCUGUCUCGAUCAAUUAUCAGUGGAGAUUCUUUCAUUUCUCCGCUCCUUUUGUUCAAAGUUUGCAACUUUAUCUUCGUUUAUCACUGAUCAUCGUUUCUCAUCGCGAUUUAUUUAUUCAUGAAUUGAUGAAUUGAUAAUCGAUAAGGAACUGAAAUUAGUCUAUGAAUUCACGGAUAAACUUGGUUUUCGAAGGUGAGGGCAUCGCUCCGUUUGUUACUGAUGUGAUUUAGGAUUUUUUUUGGGGGGUUUGUUUCUGCGUGCGGGUUGUGUGUGUAGGAGCUGAUGCGGAAAUGUCUUUUAGAAGUAUAAUUCAGGACAUGAGGGGUGAGUUUGGGAGUAUUUCUCGGAAAGGGUUUGAUUUGAGGUUUGGUCGGUCGAGGUCUCAGAGGACUGUCCAGGAUAGCUUUGUGGGGGAGAUGGAUGCUUUAAGGCAGAGCUGCUGGGCAAAUAUGCCACCAGAGCUUUUGAGGGAUGUGCUUGUGAGGAUUGAGGCAUCUGAAUCUACUUGGCCUCCGAGGAAAAAUGUGGUUGCUUGUGCUGGGGUUUGCAGAAACUGGAGAGAAAUCAUGAAAGAAAUUGUGAAAACCCCAGAACUUUGCGGCAAAUUGACAUUCCCCAUCUCUCUGAAGCAGCCCGGUCCAAGGGGCACUCUCUGCCAAUGCUUCAUAAAGCGUAUCCGCAGCUCCCAAACAUAUCAUCUUUUUCUAAAUAUAAGUCAAGCUUCUAAUGAUGACGGUAAGUUCCUUCUUGCUGCUCAGAAGUGUAGACGCACAACGUGCACGGAAUACAUCAUUUCUCUGAACCCUGAAGAUGUUUCAAAGGGUAGCGGCACCUACAUUGGAAAGCUCAGAUCUAACUUUCUGGGUACGAAGUUUGUAGUUUAUGAUGCACAGCCUCCUUCUGGAGCCAAGGUCACUAAAUGCCAUUCUACUACCCGGUUGGUGGGAGCAAAACAAGUCUCUCCAAGUAUACCUGCCGGAAACUAUCCUGUAGCUCACAUUUCUUAUGAAUUGAAUGUCCUGGGUUCUAGGGGACCGAGGAGGAUGCAAUGUGCCAUGGACGCAAUCCCUGCUUCAUCUGUUGAACCAGGAGGCGUGGCCCCGACACAAACGGAAUUCCUUCCUGUCAACAUAGAUUCCUUCUCCACUUUUCCAUUUUUCCGAUCAAAAUCAAACCGUAUGGAUAACUUCCAAUCCGGACCUCUAUCGGCUCAGAAAGACGAAAUUCUAACUCUGAAGAACAAGGCUCCAGGGUGGCACGAGCAACUGCAGUGCUGGUGUCUUAACUUCAAUGGACGAGUAACGGUUGCUUCAGUUAAAAACUUCCAGCUGGUUGCUUCUAUGGGAGACGGGGUCGCACCAGAGCACGAAAACGUUAUUCUUCAAUUCGGGAAAGUUGGAAAGGACGUCUUCACCAUGGAUUAUCAGUACCCCAUCUCUGCGUUCCAGGCAUUCGCCAUCUGCCUCAGUAGCUUCGACACCAAAAUUGCUUGCGAGUGAUAAUCAGGUGGGUUCUGCACUUCUGCUAAUAUAUAGCCGAUACCAUAAUGGAUGCUUUUCUCGACUCUGGACGUGAAUUUUUUUACUUGGAAUGCUUGUAAUACAUUGUAACGUUUAAACAUCCCGAAUUCCUCAAGGCUUUAAGUUUUGUAGCCGUGUAGACAAUUUAUGAAAAAGGACUGGGCACAUCUAAUUAAUAGUUGUCGUCAAGUCUCUCGGAGUGUGUUUCUUGAUUGUAGCAGGUGCCUGAAGAUGCAUUAAGAGCUGCUCAGGAACACAGAUGCACGAAGGUCAUAUGCUAUCCAGAUUAAUGUUGUUGUCUUGAUCCUCGUUUUGCUGUCUGGUUUGCCUUGUGUCUUUUCUCCAUCUUCUGUAAAUACAUGGGGACGAGAUUUCUUUGUUUUUACUGUAGUUUCCAGUUUUCAGAUGGUGUGGCUUUUAUGUUUUACAGCAUGGGUAUUCAUUGCCUUGCAGAUCUUUUACAGAUUGGUGAAUUUCUUGGGAC